Molecule: messenger RNA, 2812 nt
Organism: Engraulis encrasicolus (European anchovy)
Lineage: Eukaryota; Metazoa; Chordata; Actinopteri; Clupeiformes; Engraulidae
Gene: sgms1b
Product: sphingomyelin synthase 1b
Exons: 7
Coding region: 700-2067 (455 amino acids)
Biological process (GO): sphingomyelin biosynthetic process; ceramide biosynthetic process
Cellular component (GO): Golgi membrane; endoplasmic reticulum membrane; plasma membrane
Molecular function (GO): ceramide cholinephosphotransferase activity; sphingomyelin synthase activity; protein binding
Source: RefSeq, a predicted model, not a curated record
CAAUGUGAACAGUAAGCUUGUGGGAAUGCAACAAUUGGCGAUGUUGGCUCUGUCAAAAUGUGACUGGAUAGGCUACGUAAUGUGACGUCUGCCCCGCUUUUCCAGGAUUCACCGUGAAUGGUAGACGCGGACUGGUCUACUAUUGCAGCUGGUCUAUCUAAAUUUGCAACGAUGAAACCGCCCAUCGGCACGCAGGGGCCAAGCGUUCAACUGAUAACGUACAAUGAUAAAAUAAUAUUGUGUUUCAAGCUGAAGACUCACGUGUAGCCCUGGCAUCUCAACACAACAGCAAGCGACUUGGAUAUUCCUUGUGAAUCCCCCUCAGGAGCGAAUCGGUGUAGGGGAGCGGAGCGAGCGAGCGUGCAUGGAGACACAUCACCUUCUCAUCCCAGUUGAAACAUCCAGGAUGAAGAUGAACUAACUGGUUGCCUCUUCUAUUGGAUUACCUGUUGGGAAAGCUUGUUGGGGUGGUGGGCACAUCAUCUCCUGACCAGUGUCUCCAAAGCUUGUGGCCGUGCCUUAAUGCCCUUCAUCCACGAUGAGCAUCGCCAUCAGGGGAGGUCUUUAGAGACCCAUCCACAUUCAUCCAAACAAGCACAUCUCUCCACACCUCUACAUCUCUUGUUCUUCCACAGCUGUGUGCCAACGCUGUAGAAGAGCACAACAAAGAGAGCAGGGUGUGGCGUCUCUUGAGUGGACAUGAAAAAAGUGGCCCUGUGGUCCGCGGAGGAGGUCUCGCGCUGGCUCACCGAGGAGGGCAUGCAGGAGUACUCCGAGUCGGAGCCCUUCCGCAACGUGGACGGCCACGCACUGCUCCAGCUCUCGCACACGGACUUCCAGCGGCCGCCCCUGUCGCUGGUGAGCUCCGACGGCGGGCAGGAGCUGCUGGAGCGCGUGGAGACGCUGCGCAUCGAGCACCACAUCGAGGCCCACAAGAACGGCCACGCGGGCAACGGCCACGCCGUCCUAAUCCACGACGCUGACAGCCUCACGUCGUCGUUGAGUAGCAGUAGCGGGAGUAGUAGUGGUGGGAGUAUCGACGGGAGAGAUGGGAGUCUCUCCUCAAGCGGAAGCAGUAAGACGUCGUCUGGCAAACGCAAUGGUAUGGUCAACGGCUACCACAACCACCUCCACCACAGCCACAACCACUGCCACAAGGACUUGGUCCAGAUCCCCAUGCCAGGCGGGGAGCCCACGCGGGUCUCGGCGCAGUUUCCGGCAGAGUGGGGCAAGACCCUGGUGGCCCUCUUCUACGCCAUAUGCUGCUUCGUCUCCACCACCAUCAUGAUCUCGGUGGUGCACGAGCGCGUGCCGCCCAAGGAGGUGUCGCCGCCGCUGCCCGACAAGUUCUUCGACCUCUUCGACCGGGUGGAGUGGGCCUUCUCCAUCUGCGAGGUCAACGGCAUCAUCCUCGUUUGCCUGUGGCUGCUGCAGUGGACGCUGCUUAAGUACAAGUCUAUAGUGGGUCGUCGGUUCUUCUUCAUCGUGGGCACCCUCUACCUGUACAGGUGCAUCACCAUGUACAUCACCACUCUCCCCGUGCCCGGCAUGCACUUCAAGUGCUCCCCCAAGUUGUUUGGGGACUGGGAGGCGCAGAUGAGGAGGGUGAUGAAGAUGAUAGCGGGCGGAGGCCUGACCAUCACCGGCUCCCACUCCAUGUGUGGAGACUACCUGUACAGCGGACACACAGUCAUGCUCACACUCACCUACCUGUUCAUCAAAGAGUACUCCCCAAAGCGGUUCUGGUGGUACCACUGGGCGUGCUGGCUGCUGUGUGCCGUGGGGAUCCUCUGCAUCCUGCUGGCCCAUGACCACUAUACCAUAGACGUGGUGGUGGCCUACUUCAUCACCACGCGCCUCUUCUGGUGGUACCACACCAUGGCCAACCAGCAGGUGCUGAAGGAGCCGUCGCCGAGCAACUUCUUGUCGCGAGCGUGGUGGCACCGCUUCUUCUACUACCUGGAGGAGAACAUCCAGGGCAUUGUGCCGCGCAACUACCAGGUGCCUUACCUGUGGCGACCGUGGCAGUGGGGCCACGUCAAGUACACACGGAUAGACUCCGACUGAGGGAGUGAGUGAGGAAAAGCCUUCCUUUGAGUGACUCGAGUGCAGCAGUGCACCAUGCUGACUUCUCCGAGCGACCUUAUUUUGACCUCUAAAACUGCCAUUUUUUUUGAAGGCCUUGAUUCGGGAAUAAGGUCAAUCAGCAUCGAGUACACAAGGAUAGACUCUGAGUGAGUGAGGAACCUUGAGGAACCGAGUGAUUCAAGAGUCUCGUGCUGACUUCUCUGACUCUAUGGGAGAUCUUAGUUUGACCUCUAAAAGCUGCCAUUUUUUAAAAACCUCGAUUUGGGAAAAAAGGUUGGUUAACAAGCGAGUGGAUGGAGUGGAGAUUUUGAGUGCCCUCAAGUGCCAGAUUUCAGUCUCAAGACGGUUUAGUAUCGCCAAGUCUUGAGUAUCGCCGUGUCUUCUGCCUCCUUUUUCUCCCCCUCCUCCUCCUCCUCCUCCUCCUCCUCCUCCCCACUCCCCACUCAGACGCCACCAAAAUUCCUCCAGCUUCCUCUACAAAACCCCUGAAAGAAAAAAUCAGACUGGUCAACACUGUGACAUUGUCAUUCAGCAUUUCUCUGUCGAGUGAAAAGCUAGUGUGCUUCUGACUAGACUGGAUAACUUGUGGACUUACUUGGGCACUUGGGUGAUGUUUUGUAGAAAAAAAAGUUUGUUCAUUCCUUUGGAUUUUUUCUUCUUUAGGUUCUUUUUUUUAUUUUUAUUCAUUCACUGGCAUGGUGACGUUUCAACCUCUCGGUCUUCC